AAGCCUACCCUCUGGCUGCUGAUCAAAGAGCAGAUGAGAAGAGCAGUUUGUGUAGCACAGACACAGUACAGUGUGUAGUGGUUUGGCCGCCGUUAAUAUUCUUAAUAUGCAGAACUGUGACUUAAUAAUGUCGCACCCGGAGCCUCGUAUCAUCCAGAUUUCACGCCGUUUGUCUUUCAGUGCAAGCCAUCGUCUUCACAGCAAUUCUCUGAGCGAAGAAGAAAACAAAAGAAUAUUUGGAAAGUGCAACAACCCUAAUGGCCAUGGUCACAACUACAAAGCAAUUGUCACAGUCCGGGGAAAGAUUGACCCCAUAACUGGAAUGGUUAUGAACCUUACUGAUUUGAAACAGUACAUGGAGGAAUGCAUCACAGUUCCCCUGGACCAUAAAAAUGUGGAUAAAGAUGUGCCUUACUUCCAAAAUGUUGUUAGUACUGUGGAAAACAUAACUGUGUUUAUUUGGGAGGAGCUGCAGAAGAGGCUGCCGGCUGGGCUGCUGUAUGAGGUGUGCGUGCAUGAGACAGACUCCAACAGUGCCAUUUACCGCGGGGAAUAAAAAACAGAAAGCGACAAGUCUCAACCAAUGGAAGAUGAUGAAGAUUACCUAAUGGAGACGGCAACGGUUUCUGUUUGACUGUUAAUUGGCCUGUAUGUACAUGCAGGAAAAGAAACAACCUAUCUUCUUACCUAUCUGCUCCACUCCGUGAUGUUACUGCAUCUAUAAACAUGCUCUGUGCUGCUGUCACUUACUGAGCUUAGGGAGCCACUCACAAUAUACAGUACACAUAGAAUAGAAAUGUCACAAUAUAAGGCUGAUUAGUAAUUAAUACACAUAAUUACUACAU
Messenger RNA from Xenopus laevis (African clawed frog), 845 nucleotides. It is a transcript of the gene pts.S, whose product is annotated as 6-pyruvoyltetrahydropterin synthase S homeolog. The transcript is spliced from 6 exons. NCBI's taxonomy places the organism in Eukaryota, Metazoa, Chordata, Amphibia, Anura, Pipidae. Gene Ontology annotation, cellular component: mitochondrion. The record is from RefSeq and is a predicted model, not a curated record. Gene Ontology annotation, biological process: tetrahydrobiopterin biosynthetic process. Bases 107 to 556 code for a protein of 149 amino acids. Gene Ontology annotation, molecular function: 6-pyruvoyltetrahydropterin synthase activity.